GGGUCGCGAGUCUGCGCAGUAGGCGGAAGUGCGCCGGAGCGUGUGGCCGGUUGUUCUCCAGUCCUGCAGCUCCGCAACCCAGCGGGCGCUGCCGCCGCCGCCGCCGUCGAGAUGCCGAUGAAGGGGCGCUUCCCCAUCCGACGGACUCUGCAGUACCUGAGCCGGGGCGACAUCGUGUUUAAGAGCUCGGUCAAGGUCAUGACCGUGAAUUACAACACCCACGGGGAGCUGAGCGAAGGAGCCAGGAAAUUUGUGUUUUUCAACAUUCCUCAGAUUCAGUACAAAAACCCCUGGGUGCAGAUCAUGAUGUUCAAGAACAUGACGCCAUCACCCUUUCUGCGCUUUUAUUUAGAUUCCGGUGAGCAGGUCUUGGUGGACGUGGAGGACAAGAGCAACAAAGAGAUCGUGCAGCACAUCAGAAAGAUCCUGGGGAAGAAUGAUGAAGUCCUCAAGAUGGAGGAGCUAGAGAAAAAGAAGCUCUCUCACCCAGCUAACUUUGGACCCAAAAAAUAUUGCCUGCGGGAAUGUAUCUGUGAAGUGGAAGGACAGGUCCCCUGCCCUGCCAUUGUGCCUUUGCCUAAAGAGAUGACUGGCAAGUACAAAGCUGCUAUGAAAGCCAAUGCUCAAGACUGAGGGCCCAUGGUGGAGGCUUCUGGUGCCUGGGACACUUGAGCCUGUGCCGAAAGCCCAAGGCCUUAGAGACCAGGUGAUGGAGAGCCAGCCGCUGGUAAGCUCCCAGGCCAGCCCACGCUACCUCGUGUGCAAAAAGACCCAUUUUAGACACUAGCACAAGGCCAGAGGAGCAAGAAGACAAAGCAAAGCUGGGGGGGUAUAUGUGAAAAGCCUUAAUUUGCUAAUAAAGCACUAGUUCCCUAAUCGUA
Dromiciops gliroides (monito del monte) is the source of this 881-nucleotide messenger RNA. RefSeq names its product mitochondrial ribosomal protein S25 (gene MRPS25). The record is from RefSeq and is a predicted model, not a curated record. The transcript is spliced from 4 exons. Lineage: Eukaryota; Metazoa; Chordata; Mammalia; Microbiotheria; Microbiotheriidae. Gene Ontology annotation, molecular function: structural constituent of ribosome. The coding region runs from base 112 to 633 and encodes 173 amino acids. Gene Ontology annotation, cellular component: mitochondrion.